Cylicocyclus nassatus is the source of this 545-nucleotide messenger RNA. The record is from the annotation of a GenBank genome assembly. NCBI's taxonomy places the organism in Eukaryota, Metazoa, Nematoda, Chromadorea, Rhabditida, Strongylidae.
AUGCCUCUUGAAACUUUUGCAUCGCUUAGGCACAAGUAUAUGAAUCAAAAGCAUAAUAUGAGAGAACAAAAUGUUCCUCAAAAAAUAUCUCACCCCUCCCUGCUGAGAGACACUAGCAUGCAGACACAGGCCGAUCCACGACGACCAAACAGAAUCGUAAGGUUCAAAGCAGCAGAUCCACAGGCCAACAAUGCCAUCAGUGAUGAUCCUCUUCCCGAGUACAUGAACGUUUUGGGCAUGAUUUUCAGCAUGUGUGGAUUGAUGAUGAGGAUGAAAUGGUGUGCUUGGAUGGCAUUGUUGUGCUCUUGCGUUAGUUUUGCAAACACUCGAUCAUCUGACGAUGCAAAACAGAUUGUGAGCAGCUUUAUGCUUUCUGUUUCGGCUGUCGUGAUGAGCUAUCUGCAGAAUCCCCAACCAAUCAUUCCGCCUUGGGCUUCAUUCAUGUGAUAGGCAAAUUUGCCAUCGUAUUCUGCCUACUUAUAUUCGGUAUGUGCACUGGUUAAUCUAUUUAUGUCCUACAUCGCUCGAUAAAUAAUAUAAAAGAC